This is a messenger RNA of Raphanus sativus (radish), 708 nucleotides long. Its product is annotated as putative 57 kDa heat shock protein. Bases 1 to 708 code for a protein of 235 amino acids. The record is from RefSeq and is a predicted model, not a curated record. The transcript has 4 exons. Lineage: Eukaryota; Viridiplantae; Streptophyta; Magnoliopsida; Brassicales; Brassicaceae.
AUGGCGGUCAUCCUCCCUGCUACUCCUCUGCCCCAAUCUAGCGACAUCGAAAGGAACCCAUUUCUGACAAAUGGGCCAAAAGGAUUCACCGAAAGCAAGAUGAUCGGGAGCAAUAGCAUGUUCGUGAGGACUGAUUUACCGGGAAUUGGACAAGAUGACUUUACUGUUGCCAUUGACGACUCAAAGAAAGGUGUGAUUAUCAGAGCCGAGGAGCAAACUUGUAGCAGACACGACUCCUCUCGCCGCAACUACGUAACCUUCAUCAGUCUCCACUGCCAUUGCUGCGAGAUAUCGAGAUUCCACAACACUCAAGUGACCGACGGGGUUCUCAGGCUACUCAUCUCCACGACCCCCAGCAACAUCAACGGGGUUGGCUCUGCCCGUGAAGAUACCCACGGCCGCCCUGUCAGUGCCGAACCCAAGGCCAAGGGUCCGGAAACGGCUUAUGAGUACAAGCGCCUCCCAGACGGCAGCUUAUACGUGCGUUUAGACAUGCCUGGCGUUCCACAAGAUAAGUUUAAUGCCUACGUCGAAAAUGGGAGAGUGACUGUGACUGGUGAAGCUCCUGCCAUUAGCCACGACUCAAGUAGUCGGGAAUACUCUGCUGACGCAGCUCUGCUCUCCUAUCCUCUUGGCACAGAUCCCUCCCCUAGGGUGGAGCGUAAAGUUGUGAACGGUGUGAUGCGCCUCAUCAUCCGUCCAACUUGA